AUGACCCUCCACCGACCUGAGGAAGGUGACCAUCACCCUGAGCGACCUCACCGCAUCGCCGCCAUGUACCAGCACCUCCUCGACGCCGGCAUCGCGCGUCGGUGCACGCAGAUCAAAGGGAGGGAGUGCACGGAGGAGGAGGUGCUGAUGGUUCACUCGCUGCAGCACUGGCAGCAAGUGCACACGUCCUCCGCCGGAGUCGCCCGCGGCUGCUGCACGCAGAUCGGGGCUGACACCUACUGCAACGAGUUCUCCGCCCUGUGCGCGCGCAUGGCGACGGGGACGGUCGCUGAGGUCUGCAGGAGAGUUUUGAGAGGAGAAGCAGCCAACGGGGCGGCGCUGGUGCGACCUCCCGGCCAUCACGCAGAGCACGAGACGAUCAUGGGAUUUUGCUUCUUCAACUACGUGGCUGUGGCUGCGGAGAUUGCGAAGCGAGAGUUCGGCCUGCAACGAGUUCUGAUCCUAGACUGGGAUGUCCAUCACGGGAAUGGAACUCAGAGCAUGUUCUUCAAGGACCCCUCCGUGCUCUACAUCUCCCUCCACCGCUACGAGGACGGGAACUUCUACCCGGGAACAGGAGGAGCGCAUGAAGUCGGUGUGGGAGCAGGCAGAGGCUUCAACAUCAACAUCCCCUGGCCGCAUGAUGAGGUUGGAGACGCCGAGUACCUCAUGGCCUUCGAGAGCAUCGUCAUGCCUGUCGCUCGCUCGUUCAACCCUGAGCUCGUCCUCGUUUCCGCUGGCUUCGACGCUGCUGACGGCGACCCGCUAGGAGGAUGUUCAGUGACGCCCUACGGGUACGCGAUGAUGACCAACAUGCUGCGAGGGCUGGCGGGAGGGAAGGUGGUGGUGGCGCUUGAGGGAGGAUACAACCUGCGAUCCAUCGCUAACUCCAUGGAGGGACCGAGUCUCCACCCCCAAGCCUGA
This is a messenger RNA of Guillardia theta CCMP2712, 924 nucleotides long. RefSeq lists its product as hypothetical. The transcript is spliced from 2 exons. NCBI's taxonomy places the organism in Eukaryota, Cryptophyceae, Pyrenomonadales, Geminigeraceae. Gene Ontology annotation, biological process: chromatin organization. Gene Ontology annotation, molecular function: histone deacetylase activity. Gene Ontology annotation, cellular component: histone deacetylase complex. Bases 1 to 924 code for a protein of 307 amino acids. The record is from RefSeq and is a predicted model, not a curated record.